UUUGGUAUUUGGCGAAGUAAAGUUUGUACAGUACUGUUAGCAGGCAGGGUUAGCUACAGUCUGGCUGCUAGCUCAGGUUAGCCGUGCUAACAGCAGUAAACUAAUGUUGGCUUUAAUUUCCAAAGGCGCGUUACAUUUCCGCGCGGUGUUUGUCACUUGCGCUCUUUAAUCCAAAAGGUGACACCUGACACGUGAGGGAUACACUUAUUCACAGGAAGACAGAAUCAGAUGCUAGUUUAGCAGAGCAGCUAGCCUGAGCAGGAUGCUGUCCGCGCCGAUGGACGUCACACAAGACUCGCCUUAAAUUCGGUCCGGGUUAGGGUUACAGUGCUGAUCCGGACCGACAUGCAGCUGAUAAUAAAUCUUUUUAGGCGGCUCUUAAUGCCCAAGGGUGCCUCCUUUAAUCCGGCUGUAGUGUUAUACUUGAAUUAACCCGUUAAUGUCUUGUUUUCUAGACUUUGGUGAAGUUGGUUAGCUUACAGUGUUUACUGUAAACACGUUAGCCGAGCGGAGAGAAACGGGAGCUAUCCCCACACACCGGACAUCAAGCUCGGCAGCUCGUGACCGACGCUGAUGGAGACUUCGGGAGUUUGUGAGCUCGAUGUGGUGACGAGACGAAUCGUAGGUGGCAACGAUUCCCCGCCCGACCUGGACAGCCCGUCUCAGGAGGAGGUGUCUGAGUUUGGUUUGGGGCUCUCCUGCACCAAUGAGGAGAGGGGGGAGACUCCAGGCCGAGAGGACAGUCCCAGCGACCUGGUGGAGGCGGAGCUCGAUGCCGGCGGAGAUGCGAAGAACAGAGAGGACAAAGCUUUUGGGAAGGAGGUGGUUCUUCUGAUGCAGGCGCUGAAUGCUCUCGCCACUCCUGAGGAGAAGCUGGCCGCUCUGUGCAAGAAAUACGCCGACCUGCUGGAGGAGAGCCGCUGCAUGCAGAAGCAGCUGAAGGCCCUGCAGAAGAAGCAGUCUCAAAUCGUGAAGGAGAAGGUGCACCUGCAGGGGGAGCACAGCAAGGCCAUCCUGGCCCGCAGCAAGCUGGAGAGUCUCUGCCGGGAGCUGCAGAGACACAACAAGACCCUGAAGGAGGAGAACGCCCAGCGGUCCAGGGAGUACGACGAGCAGCGGAAGGAGGCCAUGCUGCACUUCCAGAUGACCCUGAGCGACAUCGAGGUGCAGAUGGAGCAGCACAGCGCCCACAACACCAAGCUGAGGCAGGAGAACAUGGAGCUGGCCGAGAAGCUCAAGAAGCUCAUCGAGCAGUACGAGCUCCGAGAGGAGCACAUCGACAAAGUGUUCAAGCACAAGGAGCUGCAGCAGCAGCUGAUGGACGCCAAGCUGCAGAGAAUCACCGAGAUGAUGAAGGAAGUGGAGGAGAAGCAGCAGCGUGAGAGAGACUUUCUGCUGAAGGACGCCACCGAGUCCAGACGCAAGUGUGAGCUGAUGAAGGAGCAGGAAACCCAGCUGAAGCAGCAGCUCUCUCUGUACAUGGACAAGUUCGAGGAGUUCCAGAGCACUCUGGCUAAAAGCAACGAGGUCUUCACCACCUUCAGACAAGAGAUGGAGAAGAUGACCAAGAAGAUCAAGAAGCUGGAGAAGGAAACGACCCAGUGGAGGACCAAAUGGGAGAGUAACAACCAGGCGCUGCUGCAGAUGGCAGAGGAGAAAACGCUGCGUGACGGUCACUUCAAGGCUCUGCAGGGGAAGCUGGAGCUGCUGGAGAGGCUGUGCAGAGCUCUGCAGAAGGAGAGGAACGACCUGAAUAACCGACUCAGCCUCCUCCAGGAGCAGGGAGACAAAGGGAGCACCACACCUCCUCAGGCCAAGCCACGAGAGCCUUCGGCCGAGGAUGAAAAGGACGAGGAGGAUUCGGCGCAGGGUGACGGGCCGGAGACGGCGGACGUUCAGGAAGCUCCCAGACCACCUGAAACGGACCCGACGGCGUCUCUUGGUGACAGCGAGCCUGCAGAGACGGCGAGCGCACCGCAGGACUGAGCUCACCUCGCAGCCUGCGUGGAGGUGAGGGGGCGUGGUGGGAGGGGCUUCACGCAGCUCCAGCCUAGUUCCACAACUAGCCAGAAAACCACCUUCAGUGGAGAUGGAGCUCUUUUUUAACAUAGACCUCCUCAGAUUUCUACACAGAAGCUGAAGCCGUGUCUCUUUGUGUGAUAAAUGAUUGUAUCAGAUUCUCUAAAACGUGGCCCACGGUAACGAUCGGCACUUCUUCAUACUCCCCGUUUCUACUCGAAUUUAUUUUCAUAGGGAACCUCCAGGCGGGCCUUCGAUUUCUCUCCUCACACGUCCGAGUAUGACUUUGAUUUGAGUCGGACACGCUGUCGAGUGUCUGAGAAAAUGGGACCGGGGUCAGAGGUCAUCUGACCGACCACAGGGGCGGGAAAUGGCAGAACCUCGCAGUGUAGUUGGUUCUAAGUGUUUCCAGCAGAUUGAGUCUGUCUGCUGCAGCCGCGCUUUUCAGUAAGUCUUAAAUUUUAUUAAUGAUGAAUAAGUCUGUGGAUGUCUCCUCCACCAUGAUCCAGCCCUCCACCUGCUGCACGUUCAGGUUAGAGGAAACUUUCAGAGGACAGUCAGCGACACUGCUCCACGCUGCAGCUCUGAUCAUGUUUAAACGAAUGUUUAGAGAAAUAAUCAAAAUGAUUCAAUUUGAACUUUAUUGAAAUGUAAGAGCUUCGGUCCGAUCACACAUAAAUGUUUUUUGGUUUUCAUAAACAAAACUGGCGAUAACAGGAAGUGACUGUAGUUUAACCUCACGUCGUUAAUGUCACGCAGCUGCCAUCGGGACGCAGCGGGAUCGUUUUUGAACCUGCUGAUAGGCGCUGAGUCGGCAUGACGACAGCCUCUGUCAAUUAAAAAAAAACAAAAACAAAUACAAACCAUGAGUUUUGGGCGUUGUUUGCUGCCCCCCUGUGGUCAACCAGUGUCAUUUCCUCUCCUUUGAACCCGUUCAACACGUUUCUGGGGAUCAUGCAUGUUUUGUGUUGAGGAGCGUGCACGUGUGAGGAAGAGUCGAAGGCCUUCGUCCUCUGAAAAGUGAUUUCAUGUAAAUUAUGUUUGGAAAUGAUGAUGGGCUCUGUGAUCUUUAUACUGGAAGAAAAGCUGAAUGUGAUUUUUCUUUUUUUAAUGAAUCUGAAUAAAAAAAAAAAAAAAAAAUUGUGGGUUUCUGUCAGUGAUGCAUAUUAUUAGGAACACCUGGGUCUGUGUCUUGUUCAGGAAAAUCUCAGCAGGGGUCAAAUCCCGCUCCGGGUCAUUCUGUGGGGAUUAAGUCAUCAAAAGCAAGAAAUUGUCACAAACAUUCAUCUCUCUUCACCUUUUCAUCAUUUAUCAGUUUUCUUUGACCAGGUCGUUAAAGUGGAUCUAUUUUGUUUCUAUUCUUGGACUCUACCAGACCAGCUUUGCAUGAUUCAAAAUAAUCCUUCUGUAUAUCAUACCUGGCCUCACUGCUGCUGAAACAGGCUGGUUUAGCCCCUCCCACUUUAAGACAGCAUUCUGAUUGGCUGCUUCUUGAAAAACAGGGCACCACCUCUCUGUGACAUCAUCCAGAUUCAAGAGUAGAAAAAACUGAAACUGUGUUUAGAGCAGCUGAGCUUUAACAUGAAGGACACGACACAGGAACAGGAAAUACACAACAGGAAGUGAGCAGAAGCAGGAUAGGUCCACUUUAACUCGGGGUCACCCUCGAUGGUCCCGCUGACGUGUCGACCGUGUUUCCGAGUGUCUCCGGCGUCGGAUGAGGCUCUCGGCUUUUUGAUGUGCUGUCGUUUAAAAAACGCUCUAGCUGCUUUCAGCGCUGUUCUCCUGCUGCACAUCUGUAAUUCAAAUCACACAGCAGCGCCCGAAUGACUGAGGAAGUUUGAUCCGUUUUCAUCUUUUUCCUGUCAGGUGAUGGUGUCUGUC
Messenger RNA from Pelmatolapia mariae (spotted tilapia), 3903 nucleotides. RefSeq names its product taxilin gamma (gene txlng). The record is from RefSeq and is a predicted model, not a curated record. NCBI's taxonomy places the organism in Eukaryota, Metazoa, Chordata, Actinopteri, Cichliformes, Cichlidae. Gene Ontology annotation, biological process: regulation of cell cycle. The transcript has 11 exons. Bases 574 to 1986 code for a protein of 470 amino acids. Gene Ontology annotation, molecular function: syntaxin binding.